AUGGAACGUAUAGUUUCCAGGGGCUGUUACCGGGAUACCACCGUAAACAAUGCCUCCAGGAGCCGCAUUGUUCUCUCGGCGGCAGGCGGGCUCCCAAGCACCAUGCAACCUAUGACAAAAAUAGCCCCAGGGGUGUGGUACUGGAAAGAGGAUACCAAAACACUUGAAUUUGCAAGCUCCAUCCCCGCCGCAGAUGCUAAAGAGAAACCCAAGAAGGGCAAAACCAUCCAUUUUCAGGAAAUGGGUAGUAAAACACUAGACAGAUCGACUCCUAGUAUGUUUCGAGAUUUGUUUGGUGCAAGAUUCCCUGAGAAAAGAAUGAAUAUACAAGAAGAGAAAUCCCCUAGGCUGUUGAAGCGGGGACAAAAUGAGUGUGUUACAUUAGACGAUGUUAAAUAUGCUGCUUUGUUUCUGGUACAAGAAGAUGAAUCAUAUCAUAUACCUUCUUUUACAGCGGUUAUGAGGAGUAAGCAGCUGGAUGAGUUCCUCAUGGCUCUGCUUUUCUAUUUAUCGUAUUAUCUGGAAAAAAUUGCCCUGGAAAAGAAACCCAAAUCUUUUAUGGUAAACCCCAGUGUGUUAGACCAAAAAGAACGGGAGGAGACAUUGGCUAAGCUAACAGGAACCAAGAAACACCUUGCCAAGGUGUACUGCAUCCUUAUUCUUGGACUAGGAAUGGCUGAGCAGCAUCACAUGGCUUGUGGAAAGAGAAAAACAUCAUCAUCACAGAAGGACCGAGAGUUCUUUGAGUGCUUCUACAACUUCUGUACAUACGUGGCCUGGGUGGUGUUCAGACGGAAGCACUUCCAAGAGAUUCAGGAAGAAGUGGGCAGGCUUCUUCGCUCUGACAUAUUUAACCCCGCGUUGAGAGAAAAGAACAGCCCCAACCUGCAGAAAACAGAUGUCUCUGCUGAUCAGAGGAAAGUUAUCUUUCCCUAUCACAGGAGUGUAUAUGCCAGACGCCCAGCGAUAAAGAGUGUCGUUGGCCAGCGCUCGCCGGUGCUCAGUACGCUACUGCCCCUGCCCAAAGACAACGCUCAGUAUCUCUUCCAGACCCAUUACCUGCAUCGGGGCAGAACCCUUCCAACCUGCAGCAGCAAGGACCUGCCGGACUACUCAACUGUUGAGCUUACACCCAAGGUUGGCAUCAUUGGAGCCCUUCGCAGCAAGUUCAAUCCCCACACUCUCAUGCCUAUUGGGGUGAUAGAGGAGGAGGAGGAGGAGAAGGAGGAAGAACAAAGAACAAAGAGAAACAGUUUCUUAGCCAGUUCAUAUGACCUGGCUUUGUCAUCCCACAGAGGCACCCAAGUUGGAAUCAGUCGCCCGAGCAUGGUACUCUCAAGAGCAACUACGGAGGGGGACUACUCUGAGAAUGGUUAA
This is a messenger RNA of Emys orbicularis (European pond turtle), 1377 nucleotides long. RefSeq names its product protein phosphatase 1 regulatory subunit 36 (gene PPP1R36). Gene Ontology annotation, biological process: negative regulation of phosphatase activity. The record is from RefSeq and is a predicted model, not a curated record. Bases 1 to 1377 code for a protein of 458 amino acids. Gene Ontology annotation, molecular function: phosphatase binding. The transcript has 11 exons. NCBI's taxonomy places the organism in Eukaryota, Metazoa, Chordata, Testudines, Emydidae.